Ochotona curzoniae (black-lipped pika) is the source of this 1802-nucleotide messenger RNA. It is a transcript of the gene GPR25, whose product is annotated as G protein-coupled receptor 25. The record is from RefSeq and is a predicted model, not a curated record. Gene Ontology annotation, molecular function: G protein-coupled receptor activity. The transcript has a single exon. NCBI's taxonomy places the organism in Eukaryota, Metazoa, Chordata, Mammalia, Lagomorpha, Ochotonidae. Gene Ontology annotation, biological process: G protein-coupled receptor signaling pathway; immune response. Gene Ontology annotation, cellular component: membrane. The coding region runs from base 1 to 1107 and encodes 368 amino acids.
AUGCGCCCCACCGAGCCUUGGAGCCCCGGGUGGGGGCUGCCGUCCUGGGACUACUCGGGCUCGGGCGCGCUGCUGGAUCUGGAGCUGGAGCUGUGCCCGUCCCGGGACCUGCCCUACAGCUACGCCUACAUCCCUGCACUCUACCUGGCGGCUUUCGCCUUGGGCCUGCUGGGCAACAGCUUUGUGGUGUGGCUGCUGCUGGCACGGCGGCGCGGGCCACGGAGGCUGGUGGACACCUUCGUGCUGCAUCUGGCGGCGGCCGACCUGGGCCUGGUGCUCACGCUGCCGCUGUGGGCGGUGGCGGCAGCGCGCGAGGGCCGCUGGCCCUUCGGCGAAGGCCUCUGCAAGCUCAGCACCUUCGCGCUGGCCGCGUCGCGAUGUGCGGGUGCGCUGCUGCUGGCAGGCCUGAGCUUCGACCGCUACCUGGCCGUGGUGUGGCUGCUGGACGCGCGGCCACGGCGCACGCCUCGCUGCGCCCUGGCCGCCUGCUGCGGCGUCUGGGCUGCUGCAGUCCUGGCUGGCCUGCCAGCGCUCAUCUACCGCGGGCUGCAGCCGCUGCCUGCCGGCGCGGGCAGCCAGUGUGGGGAAGAGCCCUCCGACGCCUUCCAGGGCCUUGGCCUGCUGUUACUGCUGCUCACCUUCGUGCUGCCGCUGGCAGUCUCCGUCUUCUGCUACUGCCGCAUUUCGUGCCGCCUGCGCCGGCCGCCACACGUGGGCCGCGCCCGCAGCAACUCGCUGCGCAUCAUCUUCGCCGUCGAGAGCACCUUCGUGGGCUCCUGGCUGCCUUUUGGCGCCCUGCGGGCCAUCUUCCACCUGGCGCGCCUCGGAGCCCUGCCGCUGCCCUGCCCCCUGCUGCUGGCGCUGCGCUGGGGCCUGACCGUCGCCACCUGCCUGGCCUUCGUUCACAGCUGCGCCAACCCGAUCAUCUACCUCCUGCUGGACCGCUCCUUCCGCGCCCGGGCCCGACUCAGGUUCUGCGGGCGCGCACACCUUGGAGUGCGCCGGGUCGGCUCGGCUUCGUCGCUUUCGAGGGACGAUAGUCCCGUGUUCUGGAGCCGCCCCCAGCGCGUCGGCACCGCCACCACCACCGCCUCGCUGGUCCUGUAGGCGCCCGCAGACUGGUGGAGGUGCGCCGGGGGUGCGUCGUGGAUGGAGAGCGGGGAGCAAGAGGAGACGGGAGCCCCAGGUGGGUCCCCGGCACUGCAGUGGCAGCCGCUCCCGCCUGCCUGGCCUGCGCUUAGCACCGCCUGGGUGUCCUCUUUCUGCUUCCCCCUAUCCCCAGGCCGCUGGGACCAGUUGCUCCGGCAGCCCAGGCUGUGACCUGGGACACACAACGAUCUGGGUACCUAUAGGGCCACCACUUACAGAAGGGAAGUGGUUUUCUCCUCUGCACCCAUCUCAACACCCAACCCCCAGCCGCAGAGUCCCCUCUUGUGAAGGCUGGCUCUGGACCCGUCUGCCCCCCACCACCUCCGCCUCCAAAAAUCACACAGAACACGGGACUUGAGCAAUCGAGAUGACUGUGCGCUCUGCUUCUUUGACUGUGCCAUGAGUCACCGCCAAAUUCUGAUUUUCAUUUUCAAAGCUCCCCAAGUUACAAGAGCCGGUCCCCAGGACAGUACCCCCCCACAGUGCCCCCUGGUUUUGUGUCUGAUGUUCACCUUGUCUGGCAAAGCUGCAGGACUCAACGCAGAUGCUGCCCCUGUUUUUUCCUCUGGACCGCAGGCUGGAAGACCCCCAGCCAGCCCUCUUCACCCUCCAUCCCUGGCCCGGGCACCCCCUCCCCCCCAAUAAACACCUCU